CCCACAAGGAGCCCCCAGCACCGCCCGGGAAGGGAACAAUCCAGGACCAGUGACCUGUGAAACUUGCAUGUAAAGUCUGAACCAGCCUCACACGGAAUCAAAGCCAUCACCAUGGACUUCGUUAUGAAGCAAGCUCUGGGAGGGGCCACCAAGGACAUGGGGAAGAUGCUUGGUGGAGAUGAAGAGAAAGACCCUGAUGCAGCCAAGAAAGAGGAAGAACGCCAGGAAGCCCUUCGGCAGGAAGAGGAGGAGAGGAAAGCCAAGUAUGCCAAGAUGGAGGCCGAGCGGGAGGUCAUGAGACAAGGGAUCCGUGAUAAGUAUGGAAUCAAGAAGAAGGAGGAACGUGAAGCAGAGGCCCAGGCCGCCAUGGAAGCCAACACUGAAGGCAGCCUUACACGUCCUAAGAAGGCCAUUCCACCAGGCUGGGUGAUGAAGAAGAGGAGGAAGAAGGAGAGUAUCCUGGACACCGUCAUCAAAUACCUCCCUGGGCCUCUCCAGGAUAUGUUCAAGAAGUAAUUCCCCAUGAACUCUCAGGACUGUUUCUACUAUGAACAGCAAAGCAUGCCGUUCCCGCCACUUGGUGGGAGCUCUCAAUCUCCGCCACCCACCAUGCACCCCUCUGCUCACGUCCAUCUCCCCUGGCUGUCCUAGGCCCUUGGCCAGGCCUAUUUGUACAUAGCCCCUCUCCCCACUCUCCCCAGUAGAUGCCUCCCAUCCAUCAGAUGUCAGGAGCAGAGUGCCGCAGUCUACUCGACUUUAAUUAUAAGCCAUAGUCUAGGUGUGUUAGGAAACUCAGCUAAUCAGGCACCUCUACACUCGACAGAGAAAAGGGGAGAUCUCCCAGUGGCUUCUGGCCCCAAAUUGGCAGCACCACAGUCCCGGAGAGCAAGCAGAGGCUGCUUUUAAAUUAUCCAUGGGAUAUUUGCCAUGACCACCUAUGGGCCAACCAACUGGCCUUGGUACAUGGGCUUCCCCACUCCUGUAGGUGUCUUCACCAUAGCUGCCCUCUCCCAGGGAAAGGGGAAUUUGUCUCUCUCUGCAGGGACUCUUUGGAAAGGCAAUCAUUUGAAAUGCAAAUUUCCCAUAGGAGGCCAAGCC
This is a messenger RNA of Trichosurus vulpecula (common brushtail), 1098 nucleotides long. It is a transcript of the gene CPLX1, whose product is annotated as complexin 1. Gene Ontology annotation, biological process: neurotransmitter transport; synaptic vesicle exocytosis; regulation of neurotransmitter secretion. Gene Ontology annotation, molecular function: syntaxin binding. Gene Ontology annotation, cellular component: SNARE complex; terminal bouton. Lineage: Eukaryota; Metazoa; Chordata; Mammalia; Diprotodontia; Phalangeridae. The record is from RefSeq and is a predicted model, not a curated record.